AUAUACUUAACUGAAAAUGAUUUAGAUGACCAGGCUGAUAAUACUGAACCUGAACUAACAAGCGAUGAUAUCGAUUGGGCACUGAACGAUCCUGGCUUUAAUUUUGAAUCAUGGGAGUGCGAGUCUGACCCGGACACUAGUCUGUGUCGGGCGUAUUUCAAUGAGUACUACUGUAACUCCACGUCCGGCCGGUGCGAGCCCUUCAUAUACGGCGGUUGUGGCGCUAAUAACAACCACUUCGAGACCCACGAGUUGUGUCUAGACUUGUGUGCCGAUUAUUGUCAUUCAUAA
Molecule: messenger RNA, 291 nt
Organism: Medioppia subpectinata
Lineage: Eukaryota; Metazoa; Arthropoda; Arachnida; Sarcoptiformes; Oppiidae
Source: the annotation of a GenBank genome assembly